AUGGCUUUACUCUUUACAAUAGCGAUGCAGUCUGUUGGACUUUUGUUAUCCCUGCUGGGAUGGGUCUUAUCUAUUAUUACAACUUAUCUGCCACACUGGAAGAACCUCAACCUGGAGCUAAAUGAAAUGGAGAACUGGACCAUGGGACUCUGGCAAACCUGUGUCACCCAAGAGGAAUUUGCCGGAUUUUGCCUUCUGCUAGGAGGAUGUCUGCUCAGCUGUGCAGCCUGCUCUGGCCAAGCUCCUCUAGCUUCAGGCCACUAUGUGGUGGCCGAGAUGCAAAUUCAGUGUCCAUACCUGGAAAAUGGAACUGCAGAGCCUAAACUGUGA
Molecule: messenger RNA, 330 nt
Organism: Otolemur garnettii (small-eared galago)
Lineage: Eukaryota; Metazoa; Chordata; Mammalia; Primates; Galagidae
Gene: CLDN24
Product: putative claudin-24
Exons: 2
Coding region: 1-330 (109 amino acids)
Source: RefSeq, a predicted model, not a curated record